AUGUUUCCUUCUUCCCUACUUGGAGCGUUCGCCUUCGCUUCCAUCAUCAAUGCUUUCGUAGUGAACAACGGGACUUCGUGUUACCUAUAUCCAGAAAGUCUGACACAUUUCGGUCAGCCCGUCGACGAUUCACAGUCCAUACAGCAAGCCUUUGAGCUCUGCGGCGUCAAUGGCACGGUCAUCUUUACCGAGAAUGUGUUCCACGUUGAUCAGGUCAUGAACACGACGAACCUCCGCAAUGUCGAUGUCCACCUCUACGGAGAUGUCUUUUUUUCAACGAACGUACCAUAUUGGCUGUCGCACAGUUUCAAUGUCAGUCUGCAGAACCAGUCGACCGCGUGGCUGUUCGGCGGCACAAACGUUUCGCUCUAUGGUAAAGGCGGAAGCCUGAACGGCAACGGACAGACCUGGUAUACGGAGAACAAAGGCAACAGCAAUCAGCCUGGCCGCCCAAUCACGAUUACCAUCUUCAACUCCACUAACAUCUACAUUGACUCCCUGAACAUCACGCAGCCGCAAUUCUGGGCUACGUUCGUCACGUACUCGCGGAAUGUCACAAUGACGAACAUCUAUGUGAAUGCGACAAGCAAUGACCAUAGCUCGACGGUAAAUACUGACGGUAUCGACACAUGGUUGGCAUGCACUUCUCUACCUAGACUACGCACUACUUAUGCUAGCCCUGCAGGAACUCUGACACCAUCUAUCUCGCGAAUUGGACUGUGGUCAACGGUGAUGAUUGCAUGGCUGCUAAAGCAAGGCAACACCACGAACUUGUUCGUGCAGAAUGUGACAUGCUACGGAGGCAACGGCAUGACAAUAGGGAGUGUCGGGCAAUACCCAGACUUUCCUGAUUAUGACCAGAAUAUCACGUUUCAGGGUGUGCAACUCAUCAACUCCACUAACGCAGCCUAUAUCAAGACGUGGCAGGGCAGCAGCGUAUCCACGACCGGGAAUGGUGACGCUGGAGGAGGUGGUAGCGGGCUGGUCAAGAACAUCACCUUCAGAGACCUCACCUUCUCUAACGUCGUUCUGCCCUUACAAAUCACGCAAUGCAUCUACACUGAAGGUACCGGCACCGAUAUCUGCGAGACAUCGAAGAUGCAGGUUGAGAACGUCUUGUGGCAGAACAUCACAGGUACCACCAGGUACAACGUGGGUGCAUCCAUCCACUGUGCCGCAAGCCAUCCUUGCCCGGACAUUUACUUCAAGAACGUCAACAUUACCUCCGUCAACCAGACACUUGGUCUGCCACUCUACAAUACGACAUUGCAGAGCGAGUUGUUUCAGUGUGCCAAUAUCAUCAACGAGAACACGACGAGUGGCAUACCGUGCAAUCACUGGGCACCGGACAACUUCCCACAGUCCAUAUCGGCGAACGUACGGUAG
Messenger RNA from Baudoinia panamericana UAMH 10762, 1386 nucleotides. RefSeq names its product glycoside hydrolase family 28 protein. The coding region runs from base 1 to 1386 and encodes 461 amino acids. The transcript is spliced from 13 exons. Gene Ontology annotation, molecular function: polygalacturonase activity. Gene Ontology annotation, biological process: carbohydrate metabolic process. The record is from RefSeq and is a predicted model, not a curated record. NCBI's taxonomy places the organism in Eukaryota, Fungi, Ascomycota, Dothideomycetes, Mycosphaerellales, Teratosphaeriaceae.